GAUCCCAAUUGACAAACAUAAAAGAACGGUUCCGUCGCUACGGUGCGAUCCUCCCUCCUACCCGCGGGCCCCAUUCCAACCUCUGCAUUAGUUUUCCAUUUCCAGGAAACUCCUCCCUUCCCCCACCGCACUCCCAAACUCGUACAAAGGGACAUGGCUUUAAUUUAAAAAUUGAAAUCCCCAUCCUCUUCUCUUUGUCCUCCCCUUCUUGAACGAAAUCUCUCUUUCCACACAACCACCAUUUCUUGUCCCUCUUCUUCCUCUUCAGUUUAUUUAUAUAUUGUUUCGGUUUUCAUCUUCUGGGUCUGUGGAAUCGGAAGUGUAGCAUUUGUGUGAUCCUUUUAAUUCUGAUGGUGUCCUGACUUGCUGAUUCUAAUCUCAGACGAAUAACUCAAAUUAGGAAUGGUAACUGGAACUCCAUAUUUCGUUGAUAUUCGGUGUAAACCCAAACUCAUGGAUCCUCUUCCACAAGAUGAAGAUUCAACAGAUUGUGGUCAUGACGACAAAGAGCCCAUUUAUAAACCUAAUUCAACAGUUUCUAGCAGCGUUAGCGAACUAUUGGAAUGUCCGGUGUGCCGAAAUGCUAUGUAUCCACCUAUUCAUCAGUGUUGCAAUGGUCACACGUUGUGUUCUGGGUGCAAGCCGAGGGUACAAAACCGAUGCCCAACGUGUAGGCAUGAGCUUGGCAACAUCAGAUGCCUUGCUCUUGAGAAGGUCGCUGCAUCUCUCGAACUCCCUUGUAAGUACCACAGUUUUGGGUGCGUGGGGGUAUACCCUUACUAUAGCAAGCUGAAGCAUGAGUCUGAAUGUGCUUUCAGACCUUACAAUUGCCCUUAUGCGGGAUCUGAGUGCUCCGUGAGUGGAGACAUUCCCUUUUUAGUGAAACAUUUGAAAGAGGAACACAAGGUUGAUAUGCACAAUGGAACCACUUUUAACCAUCGCUACGUUAAGUCCAAUCCACAUGAGGUUGAUAAUGCCACGUGGAUGCUCACUGUAUUCAGUUGCUUUGGGCAGUAUUUUUGCUUGCAUUUCGAAGCAUUUCAGUUGGGGACGUCCCCAGCUUACAUAGCAUUCUUGAGGUUCAUGGGGGAUGAUAGUGAAGCUAAAAAGUAUAGCUACAGCCUUGAAGUCGGAGGGAACGGGAGGAAGAUGACUUGGCAAGGGGUUCCGAGAAGUAUACGGGACAGUCAUCGGAAGGUCCGUGAAAGCUAUGAUGGCCUUGUCAUUCAACGUAAGAUGGCUCUUUUCUUCUCCGGUGGUGAUCGGAAAGAGCUCAAACUCAGAGUCACUGGUAGGAUCUGGAAAGAGCUAUGACAUGUUUCAACAAGGAAUCAUCCUACUAGUUCCACAUUUUGCAGUUUAACCAUCUGAUUUCUCUCUCGUUUUUUAGCAUAGAAAGCAAGAUCUCUUUGCUUUGUGUAAUUGUGCAUGCAAAAAAAACAUUUUUUUUUUUAUAUCAAAUGUGAUUUUAUUUUUAUUUUUCAAGGUCAAACGGAACAUGAAAAUUUAAAAACGUUCCUUUCUUUUCUCUUCCAUCCCAUUUUUAAGCACCAACUAUAGUUGUAUGGCUUAGUGACUUCAUCAAACAAUCAAGCGUGAACUUGGUUA
Messenger RNA from Cuscuta europaea, 1608 nucleotides. The record is from the annotation of a GenBank genome assembly. Lineage: Eukaryota; Viridiplantae; Streptophyta; Magnoliopsida; Solanales; Convolvulaceae.